Nicotiana attenuata is the source of this 2557-nucleotide messenger RNA. Its product is annotated as extensin-2-like. The coding region runs from base 45 to 2402 and encodes 785 amino acids. The record is from RefSeq and is a predicted model, not a curated record. Lineage: Eukaryota; Viridiplantae; Streptophyta; Magnoliopsida; Solanales; Solanaceae. The transcript is spliced from 2 exons.
CAUUCAACUCAAGCACUUAGAAAAAUUAGAGAGUGACUAAUAUAAUGGCUAGAUCAACAGCUCACUUAGUUGUGGGUUUGGGAAUUGUGUUGCUAAUGUUUAUAAUAGCAAUGGUAGAAGCAACUCCCCCUGGUAUAGCUGAUCAUCCAAGCCAUUCUCAUUGCUCAGAUGAUGAGAUAAAGCAAUGUAAAAAUCUUCCACAUGUUUGUCCUAAAUUCUGUCUCAAUGGCUGCAUAACUGAGUGUCGAUCUUGCAAGCCUAUCUGUAUUGAUGGCUCAGUGCCACCUCCUGAUGAUCAUGGUUCGUCAAAACCGCCACCAUCAUCUCCUCCAAAGGAAAAAACUCCUCCAUCCCCAUCUCCUCCUAAGGAAACAACUCCACCACGUUCACCUCCUCCGAAAGAAAAGACUCCACCACAUGAUGGUGAUGAUCACGAUCAUGAUGGUGAUGGUGAUGAUCAUGAUCAUGAUGGCGAUGAUCAUGGUUCAGGAUCUAACACUGGCCCACCUCCACCACCUUCGUAUCCUCCUAAGGAAAAAACUCCACCACCCUCAUUAUCACCCCCAUCUCCUCCUAAGGAAACACCUCCACCACAUUCACCUCCUCCCAAGGAAAAGACUCCACCACAUGAUGGUGAUGAUCACGAUCAUGAUGGUGAUGGUGAUGAUCAUGAUCACGAUGGUGAUGAUCACGAUCAUGAUGGUGAUGGUGAUGAUCAUGAUCACGAUGGUGAUGAUCAUGGUUCAGGAUCUAACACUGGCCCACCUCCACCACCUUCGUAUCCUCCUAAGGAAAAAACUCCACCACCCUCAUUAUCACCCCCAUCUCCUCCUAAGGAAAAGACUCCACCACAUGAUGGCGAUGACCACGAUCAUGAUGGUGAUGAUGAUGACCACGAUCAUGAUGGUGAUGACCAUGAUCAUGAUGGUGAUGAUGAUGACCACGAUCAUGAUGGUGAUGACCACGAUCAUGAUGGUGAUCAUGGCUCAGUAUCUCCUCCUAAGGAAUCAACUCCGCCACCAUCUCCUCCCAAAGAAGUAAUUCCACCACCAUCUCCGCCCAAGGAAACAACUCCACCACCACCAUCUCCGCCCAAGGAAACAACUCCACCACCACCAUCUCCUCCCAAGGAAUCAACUCCACCACCUCCCAAAGAAGUAACUCCACCACCACCCUCUCCUCCCAAUGAAGCAACUCCACCACCCUCAACUCCUCCUAAGGAAACAACUCCACCGCCUUCUUUGCCACCCUCAUCUCCUCCUAAGGAAGCAACUCCUCCACCCUCAUCAGAUUCUAAUUCUGCUCCACCUCCCGAUCAAUCUGAUUCUUCAGGUGACCACAAAUAUCCUCCCCCAACUCCUUAUUCUCCUCCUCCUCCUCCACAGGAGACAACUCCACCUUCAUCUUCACCACCGUUACCACCAUCUUCUCCUCCACCACCGUCAUCUGGUUCUCCACCCCCUCCUACGUAUCCAUCACCCACUCCUAAACCACCCACACCAAGGAAGUCCAAGUGCAAGAACAAAUACUACCCCAGUUGUUAUGCUGUCCAACAUGAAUGCCCAAGCUCUUGCCCUACAAGUUGUCAAGUUGAUUGUGUCACCUGCAAGCCCGUUUGUAAGUGUGACAAGCCUGGAGCAGUUUGUCAAGAUCCACGUUUUAUUGGUGGAGAUGGAAUUACUUUCUACUUCCAUGGCAAGAAGGACAAAGAUUUUUGCUUAGUCUCAGACCCUGAAUUCCACAUCAAUGCUCACUUCAUAGGAAGAAGAAACGAAAACAUGAAAAGAGAUUUCACUUGGGUACAAUCUAUUGGUAUCCUUUACGAUACUCACAAAAUCUCAAUCGGUGCACUAAAAACAUCAACAUGGGAUGAUUCUAUCGAUCGUCUCGCUCUCCACUUCAACAAUGAAGCUAUAUUCCUACCUGAAAAUGAAGGUGAAAGAUGGCGAUCUGAAACUAUACCUAUGAUCUCUAUUACUAGAAUCAGUAACACUAAUGAAGUUGUCGUCGAAGUUGAAAAUGUUCUCAAGAUCACAGCUAAGGUUGUGCCUAUUACACAACAUGAAUCUCGAGUUCAUAACUAUGGCAUAACUAAUGAUGAUUGCUUUUCUCAUCUUGAACUUGGGUUCAAGUUUGUUUCUCUAAGUGAUCAAGUGAGUGGUGUUUUAGGGCAAACUUAUAGGAGAGACUAUGUGAGCAAAGUUAAGAUGGGUGCUUUAAUGCCUAUAAUGGGAGGUGACAAAAAUUUUGCAACUUCAAGUCUUUUUGAUGCUGAUUGUACUGUGGCUAGGUUUCAAGAAAGUGGAAAGCAGUUUGGUAAUAAGGGUUUGUUGAAUUUGGAGUUGCCAAGUUUGAGUUGCAAUAGUGGGAUUUAUGGACGUGGAGUUGUAUGCAAGCGUUAGAAUUAUUUCAAGAUACUUAUAUCAAAAUAUGGUUGUAAUCCAAUAAAAAUGGAGAUUCUUUAAUAAUGGUGCUAAACAGUAAAUGAGUUUGGACCAAAAAAAAAAUAAUGUUCUUAUGUCAUUUCUUCAAUAAGAUUUUGUUGCUUUUUCAAGAA